Messenger RNA from Topomyia yanbarensis, 2323 nucleotides. RefSeq names its product sorting nexin-29. The transcript has 4 exons. The record is from RefSeq and is a predicted model, not a curated record. NCBI's taxonomy places the organism in Eukaryota, Metazoa, Arthropoda, Insecta, Diptera, Culicidae. Bases 413 to 2014 code for a protein of 533 amino acids. Gene Ontology annotation, molecular function: phosphatidylinositol binding.
CAACAUCCGAGCAGUCAAAAGGCAAGGCAGUCAGCUAGCGAAAAUAAAUAACUCGCAAAUCAUUUUUGUCCCGUGUCGUAAAUCUUGAUCACCAAAGCGUAAAACGGUAAAAACCCAGUACCAGUGCAACGACUCAUCCAUCUAAACAAAUGGUAAGCCCUCUCAUCCGUUAAAUUCGACCGAAUAACCUCGCGAAACGCAAAGCAAAAAUUCCGUCAGCUUUCUCGACAAAGAAAGCUACCACCGAAAAAAGAGACAAAAUAAUCAGGAAGCUGCUGCUGCUGCUAUGUGCUGGAGGAGGUAAUCCGCCCCUCCGCUGUGAUGAUGUGCAAUGUGUAGAGGAUUUUCAAGGCCACUCGUUUCUGGGGUGACUAGCAGACAAAAUUCCCACCGACGGCACUAAUUGAACAUUAUGGUUGGUAUGAGUAAUUUUACUAUUGAUCCUGCCCUGCUGGGUGUAGGAAAUAGCAGCAGCAAGAGACACGAAAUAGAACGGAAAGCACUGGCCGAUGAGCUGCUGACGGUGGUGAAAGAGUGUCAGAAAAAGUAUGGCAGUAAAACGGAGCUGGCGACCGAGAGUGAUUCAAGAAUUAUACUGCUUUGCGAUACUUGGGAGCGAGCGUUGUCACACGGAUUAAAGUCUAACAGCUCGGUUUUUAAAAACAUGACUGAUUUGGUGGCCAGCGGGAGUCUGGAAGUACCAAACUUUUGGGAUUUUGCUUUUAAACAUUUGACCAAUCAUGAGAAGGAACGAUUUUCCACCUUACGGCACGUUUGGACGAACGGGGGCAAAGCUAAGGCGCUAUUGCGAGCUAUCUUGAAUGAGCGAGCGAUGGAAAGGUACAUACUGAUUUGGCUGGGAGACGAAACGAUUCUUGAGGAAAGCUACGAAACGUGGGCGCUGAUAAGGGACGCGGAAAUUGCAAGUCUGCUGCCGAAUAUGGCUGCUGGUUUAAGUACGAUUCUCUUUGCCAUUGCGAUUGAUGCACCGGAGUUAAAUGCGGCUAACAAAAUAAAACCGGAAAAGCCGGAACCGAUUAUAGCGACUCAACGUCCGGUGAAUCCUACACGCAAGGUUAACGUUGUCCAGCGGGAGAUUUUGGACGAAAAUUUGCUGCAGCCGAUUUUAAGCGUUGCAACAUCUCAUGGUUCGAUUCAAAGUCAGCGGCGGUCUGCCAACAUUGAUAUUAUCAAGGAGUAUACUCACGUGGAAAAUGUUCAGCGACCUGCACAGGACUCGUACUCCGUCGAGGAUGCAUUGAACAGUCUCUCUAUCGCCCAAGAAAUCAGACAACAAUCGACUCCCGUUAAGAAUAGUGGAUCUUCGGCCACCAGCCCGGAUAAUGCGCUGGAAGCUUCCGAAGAUAGCAUCAUGGGGAAUAUAUCCCUGGAUCUGUCCAACGCGACGACAGUGGCUUCCAACGCUUCGAGUACGUCCUGUUCGGAAUCUUCAGCGAACGAAACACUCGAUGCGCUGGACUCGGAAAACUAUUCGAAGAUGGUGGAGAAACUGCAGCGAAGACUGGCCGAUUCCGACGAACGUUGUCAGAUGUUGGAGGCUCGUGUUGCGGAAUUGAGCUUAGAAAACCAUCGGCUUCGAAUGCUAACCCGUCCGAAUCGGCUCUCGCUGAUGCACUUCCAGAUCUCGAUCCCUAAGGCAAUUCUUCGGACGCCGGUAAGUGCCCGGCGGCGCGAGCACUAUUGCUACGAAAUCCGGAUAGCGCCGGGAUCGGACAGAGGCAGUAACGAGUCGUGGUCCGUUUUUCGUCGGUAUAGUGACUUUUAUCGGCUCCACAAACGGCUCCAGCGGGAGCAUCCCAGUGUCAAGUCGCUUGAUUUCCCACCAAAGAAGAAAAUUGGCAACAUGAAUCCACAAUUUGUGGAACAGCGCCGUCAACGGUUGCAGGUUUAUCUGAACAGUCUGUUCAUAGCCGUUCUGCCGGAGGUCUCAGCCUGCAGCACCCGCUCCCAGCUGGAACAGGUGUUUCCAUUUCUGCGCGAUGCGGUUCUGUAGGAAAGGGUUUCAAAUGAAACAUAAUUUCAAAUAUCAUGAACGAAACAAACCGAACGUCAUGCCUGUGCAUUGGGUGUGAUUAAUUUUAAACGUAAUCUGAAGACGAAAGUUUAAUAAACAGCAUGUACUAUAGUAAUCUCGUUUCAUCGUUCGGUACAGAUUCUCUUUCAACAGCUUCAUGAUAACGGUUCCAAGGGAGCCUGUGUCUUUUGUGUUGAAUGUUAUAUUGUUAGCGAACAGCAUGUUUUAUAGGUAAUAGAGUACUAAAAGACGUCACGGUUCGAGUAUUAAACACGACAUUUAACCGAA